CUUAACACCCCCACCCCUUAUCCACUCGGGUUUUUUUUUUUCCAGGAGAGAGCGAGGAGGUGGCUUCCACCGCCUGCUCCCUUCCCUCUUCCCCCAUCGAGCUCGUUGGGGCCGCUCUGGUUUUCUGAUCCCGAGAGAGCAGAAGGAGGCGUUUAUGUAUCCGCAGAGGGAGCUGUUGCAGAGAAGUUGGGCAGCCUGGUUCCCUGUGCGCCCUACUCCGCGGUUCCAUGGGAAGGAAGGGGAAGGAUAGGGUUUAGCUUGGUUUGGAAAGGGGAGAAAAUCCUGUCAGGGAUGUGGGAUUCCUUUCCGAGGGUGCCUUAAUGGUUGUACUCGUGGUCCGAUUGAUCCUCUCUUGCCAUCAGAGGAGUCUCGGUUGCCCAAACGGAAACAAAUGCUUCCUUGCGGAGUCAUGGUUCAUUGAUAGGAGGUAAACUCGGACAGAAAAUUCCAGCCAACCGCCUGCGGGAUUGGCCAUCGUGUCCCACCGGAGCCUGGUAGCCAUUUUCAUCCCUUUGAGCCGCUUGUGGCUGCGUUUCCCGCUGGAUGCUUCCAUCGGAAAGCUCUGGCUGCUGCAUCUCUCUGGAGGUGUUUGAGGUUCUUGAGGCCCUGGCAGCUGCCGCGGGAGGGUGUGGGGUGUUUUGCCGUGUUGUCCGUCUCCGAGACCGUAGGAUUCUCCAGCAGGGUUUGCUCACCCAAGCCCCAUUUUGCCGUCCGGCUGGAACACAACCCUGAAUCCAGGAGACCUGGGGACCUGGAGGAGGUCGAGUAGAGCAGAAAGGGAAGUGGGCAUUGUUUUUUUGGUGCGAGAGCUCUGGAAAGUGAGCAUGGAAAACAAUGUCCGACUGGGAAUCCUGGUCCAUCCGACCGGGAAUCCCAGACCACAACCCCUCCUGAAGGACACACAGCCUGGUGGUCGGCUUUUUGAUCCUGUUUGAGUGUUUGUGCACCCUCUGGGAAGGGUUUGGAGCAUCCUCGGGGGGGGUUGUGCCCUCUGGAAUAGGCAGAUUUACCGCUCUGCACUGCAAACCCUCCCAAUUAGCGUCUCGGAGGCGGAUGUUUGAGAAUAGCUGAUGCCCGGUCGUGCUCUGCAUAAUGCGCUUGGCGAAGGAACAAUAAAUGCCUGGAUUUAAGCGGAAUAUAGACAGCUAAUUAUCCUGGAGGUUAAACGUUCCCUUUGGUCCCCAGGGAAUCCUGAACCCUCGCAAACUCCCAGAGCAAUAUUAAGAAAUGGUUUCCUAAAUCCUAAAAUCAUUCUUUGUGUUGUCCAGUUUUCCAAUCCAUCAUCCAGUGCUGUGGAAGGAUACGUCCAGGACAGGGAGAGCCAGAGCUCUGUGGAGGCUGGGGUUUGGCUGGGGACACUGGUGUUAGCGCUGUGCUCAGAGGGGCAAAGGGGCUGCGUUCCUUCCCCGUGUGCUCCAGCUGAGCUGUUGUUGGUUGGAAGGAGCUCCUGGAAGCCAAGGGGCUCGAUCGGAGGGGAAAAAGAAAGGGAAAAAUCGGUUAUGGUGUGGCUUGUGCUGUGCUUGUCUCUUUCCUUACGGAUGCACUGUAACAAAGCUGCCAGCCUGAUGUUCCCGGGGCUGUUUUGAGGGCAAAAAAGGUGGUUGCGGGAGCAGAAAUGGCUGCGGAGUGUGGGGUGAACGUGCUUGUUCAGCUCUCCUGUGGCUUCACAGGGAUUUGCCCAAAACCCCCAAGUCCAGGAUUUUAGCGCUGUGUAAAAUCUCCAGGGAUUCAAUGGAGACCUGGGAAAAACCAGGCUGGCAACGCCUGGUGAAGUCAAUGGGAACGUCGAGGCGUUCCUGGGCGCUGUGGGUGAUGAAACCAGCUCCUCCAGGCUGCGCUCCACGAGAGGCAGAGGGAAUUCUGGAGUUCCCACUGUAAUUGUGGCCUUUUUGGUUUUUUUUCAUUAGGAUGUGCUAUAAAAUUGAGUUAAUUCCCUUCUUGCGUGAGUGCAUUGUGGAGGGAAAUCCAGCAUUGUGGGAAAUCACCCGGCACCUCAGAGGUACCGGAGUCUUGGAAAAUGGAUUUUUGUUUGGGAAUGAUUCCAAAUGGGACCAUUGAUCCUGCUGAAACGCUGGUGUGUGUGCUCAGAGAUGACUCUUACGUGCUUGAUCAACACGAUUAAAAUAGCCUGCUAAGGGAGUACUUAACUCCAGAGCCAAUUAGCCAGAUGCUGCCGAACAGCAGGAAUUGCGCUCCGGCUCCGGGACAGCCCACCCAGCCUGGGCUUCCAGAACCCUAGGAAAAACCCUCCCAAGAAGGAGGUUUAGUUCUCUUGAACCCCAUGUUUCUCAACCCAAGCGUCUUCUGUAGACUAAUUACAACAUCCAGACACAUUUCUCCCUGUUUAUAUCCUCUCCCCCUUCAAACAGUGAGCUGUCGAGCUCCGAAAGUUUGCUGGAAUUGCCUGUCUAGACGGAGCAGGAAUAGCCCAGCGUGCUGGCAUGCAGCGGGAUUUGGGAGCCGUUCCUUUUUUAAUUCCCUGUCUAUAGACUUCUGAAUGUUUUAUCCCUUUAUGAAUUGUUUGGAACAUGCCAAUAUUUGGGCAUUUAACAAUCCCGUGUGUUCCCAGGGUGAUUUGGGAGCGGUUUGUAGCACCGCCGGCUCCGGGAAGGCUCCAGUUGCUCCCAUGGAAGCAGCAGGAUCUGGGUUUCUGCGGGCUGUGCUGCUACAGCGGCGAUAUUUUAUUGUAAUCCUGCAGGUAGAUCCCUCGACGUUUCCCGAUGGAUGUUUCCCUGUUUCCAUAGACACAUCCGAGCGCUCUGCGAGCCGUAUAUUGCCCUUAAUCCGAAGGCGCUCCCCGCCAGUAACGAGUUUAUUUGAACCCGCAUUAACCUUUGCUAUUUUACCAGCCUUGACAUUUCCACUUGGGUUUUAAAGCCGCUCGUGUGUUUUACAGCCCCUGGCGCUGCUCUGCGCGAGGCUCUCGGCUGAUGGCCCUGCUGGAAUUCCCAGACACGGAGUCGCAGGCAGGGCUCGCGGCAGCCUGGACCCCGAUUCCGACCCAAGCCGGGGCUGCCUGGCCCUGGAUUCUUACCGGGGGGCUGGAAUGAAACAUUCAUUGCGCCGUUGCCAUUUAUACCCUCAGAUACCAGCAGGGUUUGGUUUCCACUCUGUUAUUUUAUUCCUUUUGUGCUUAGAAUUUUCUUACCAAGCAGACGUUCAGAACCUGCCGUUGUCUGUUUUCCCCCCUCAAGACUUAAUUACUCUUUAUUUUACCCCUCUGAAGUGGGUAAAACUGUAUUUUUGGGCAAUAAGAUGCAGUGUUUUUCAGGCUUUUUGAGAUUUCCCAAUAACUUCUAUCCUGGCAGCUUUAGUUUUUCACAGCGUGUUCCCAAACUCUUGGAAUGAGCUGUUCUGGUGUGAUUUGCUUUCUGGGGAUGCUGACGUGUUCUUUUGUUCCUUGGAUUAAGUUUGAGACAACUUGAGAGAGCGCAGGUAAAGCCCCCUCAAGCACAAUAUUACUGGCAGUGCCAGUGUCUUUCCUUCUCCCUCCGGAUUAAAGCAUCCUUGUCUUUAUUUAUAAAUGGGAGUAUAAAGCCGGCUCUAAAGCGCAAUUGUGAGUUUGAUUUUAAAACCCUGAACCAUAGAGACCCGGGCGUUCAGCUCCGGGAUCACAGGUCAGCUCCUGAGCCCUUUCCAUCACUGCAACCCAGCGUUACCGGCACCGCGGGAGGUGCUGGACGCUCCCCAAGCUGGAUGGUUACGCUGCCCGCCGCACUUUUCCUGGUAGCGGACACGGAGCAGGCUGGCAGGGAAGUGACACUGGGGUGUAAUCGCACGAACCGCAGCACUUUGGCCGGCGGAGCUCCGUCCUCAGCCUGCCCGCAGCCUCUCUGUGCUGCUCACAUCCGAUAUCGCAGCCUCAUCCGCCGCUAAACUCUCCAGCUCCUGUGUUUCUGAGCAGAGUUUCACAUGCCAGGGUUUGUGUGAGGUGGGAUUUAGUGCCUGGAGGUAUCACGAGGAAUGAAGGCGUUGGAUUCGGAGCACUGAGGGGCAGAGUUUGCAACCAGCUCUUGGUCCAGGACGCUGCUUGCAGACCCUGAAGAUCGACACCAGUGACUGCGCUCGGGCUUUGUGACAAGAAGCUGCUUUUGGGCGGCAGGAGCUGCAGCGUUGUGCCGGCUGUCAGCAGAUUACUGACAACUUCAGACCCCGCUUGCCCUUGCAGCUGGGAUUUUGCCAUCCCGAUCCAGAUCUCUGCUGCUUCCCAGACUGAUACGACGCUGGGUGUGAAUUGCAACUACCGGCUGCAUUGCGCAGGGGUGAGGACUCUUUAUUCCCCUCUCCCGUACAGCCGGACAUCAGACCAAACGCGCUGAGAUGUCUAGAAAGCAGAAUACAAAAGAUCCAUCUGGAUUUAUUUUUGAUGUGCAGUCCAACACCGUGAUGGCCCAAGGAGGAACCUUUGAAAACAUGAAGGAGAAGAUCAGCGCCGUGCGUGCAAUAGUCCCCAAUAGGAGCAACAACGAGAUCGUCCUCGUGCUGCAGCAUUUUGACAACUGCGUGGACAAAACGGUCCAGGCGUUUAUGGAAGGCAACGCCAGUGAAGUGCUGAAAGAAUGGACUGUGACUGGCAAAAAAAAGAACAAGAAGAAGAAAACUAAACCGAAACCGCAAGCCGAAUCGAGCCCUGGCCUCCCGGACCCCAGUAAAUUGGUGUCCACUGAAGAGGAGCAGGCGGCAAACUCAGAGAAGGGUGGAAUGAACGGUUUCCAUGUCAACGGCUGCGCCCACGACACAGAGUCUGUGGACUCGCUCAGCGAAGGUUUGGAUGCACUUUCAAUUGAUGCCCGGGAGCUGGAGGAUUGCGAGUCUGCGGUGCCGGACAUGCCUGAUAGAACAGCAGUACCUGACCUAGGGAAUGGAAUAGCAGGCUUUGACACAAAAUCGCUCACCAUGCAUCCUUCCCAGAGCCCCUCGUCUCUCCGGCAGCGGCCUGAGCAGAGGAGCGCUAGCAGGUCUCUGUCCAGAUCAGCAGCGAGCAACCCAACUCCUGCGUCCCUGUCUGUCGCGCGGCUGGAAGAUGUUCCGGUUUCACCUACAAACAAGAAGCAGGGUUCUAAUAUCGAAAAAUCGGUGAAGGAUCUCCAGCGCUGCACGGUCUCGCUGGCUCGGUACCGGGUGGUGGUGAAGGAGGAGAUGGAUGCAUCCAUCAAGAAGAUGAAGCAAGCCUUUGCAGAGCUGCAGAGCAGCCUCAUGGAUCGGGAGGUGGCUUUGCUGGCAGAGAUGGACAAAGUGAAAGCAGAAGCAAUGGAAAUUCUGGUCAGCCGCCAGAAGAAGGCAGAAGCCCUGAAGAAGAUGACGGAUGUGGCAGUGCGGAUGUCGGAGGAGCAGCUGGUCGAGCUCAGAGCCGACAUAAAGCACUUUGUGAGCGAGCGCAAGUACGAUGAGGACCUGGGCAGGGUGGCGCGCUUCACCUGCGACCUUGAUGCGCUGAAGAAAAGCAUCGCCUCCUUUGGCCAAGUUUCCCAUCCAAAGAACAGCUACUCCAGCCGGUCACGGUGCAGCUCUGCCGCCACCACAUCCCUGAGCCGUCCUGGUGAGACCCCUGCUCCCUCCGCACCCGCCUGUGCCUCUGUGCCCGCCGCCAGCCUUACCGCCACCAGCAAGAAGCCCUCAGCCUCCGCGGAGGCAGCCCCGGGGAACGCCGGCAGCCGCGCUUCCCAGCCUGCCCGAGAGGCUUCCCAGGGGAACAGGAGACCGGGCGCGGGGAACAGGUCUCAGGGCCAGCGCCACGUCGGCCCCACCACCUCCGGGCGCUACAACAGCAGCAACCGGCACAGGACCGGGCCCGGCCAAGCCCGGCAGCAGCCGCCCUCGUCCCCGGCCGCCAGCCCUGGCCAGACUCAGCCCACGGGCCCCCCGCCCUCCAGCACAGAGACCAAGGGGCUCCCGCAGCGGAAGCCUCGCGCCAGCCGGCAGGAGGGAGCCAACUCCUGAGGCGCCCGGGCUCUCGCUUCGUGCCGCGAGGCCCAGGUGAGGCCCGUCAGAGGCUCCUAGGUAGGAUGAUACCAACGAAGGAACGUUUACACUGCUCCAUUCUUGUGCCAUUUUCCUUUCUUUUUUCCCCUCCCUUGGGCUGCUUUGUGUUCCUCUCACGUCUGAGCCGGGUCCGGACUCCCCGCGCUGCUGCCUUUCCCUCGCUCUUUUCUCUUCCAAAAUCGCCGCUCUCUGGGGGGUCACGGGCAGCGCUGGCCGAUCCCCCGCCCGCCUGCCUUCCCUGGGCGCCCACCUCUGGAUUUAGCCCCGGAGCAGCGCCCGGUGCUGGUCCAUCCCAGCCCACCCCUCGUGCUGGCAGCGAGGAGCUUGACCAGGGGGCUGUGGGCAGGCCUGAAGCUGGGCCCCUCGUCUCUGUUUUGCUGGGGACCCUUCCCCGUUGGCUGGUUUUUGUGUUGAGAAUCUCUUUAUUUCCCUCACUUCUCCUUUUCCCCUCCCCUCACUUCAUCCCUAAAUUAAAUUUAGAGCAAUAUCCAGUAACCGAGCUGCUCCCGGAGGUACCGGUUGCACCAGCCCGGCUCUAGCGCCGCGUGAAUAAGGAUGGGGUUUGUGCCGAGCGUCGUGCUCUGCCGUGUGCUGAAUCCCUGGCUCCGGCGCUCGGAGAGGCUGGGGUGGCCCGGGGGCUCCUGGCUUUGCUGCCCCCCUGGUUUCUAUGCUGAGGGGAGUGGGGGUGGAGUUGUUUCUCUCUUUAGUUGGUUGAGCAAAUUCAAUAAAAGAACCCUGACUUUGAGCAUUCUCCUCCGCUCCAGCGUUUGCUGCAGGCGCUCCGAUCCGCUCGCGCACGGGGGCUGUGGUGAGAACCCAGGAACUGGGGUCCCAGUGGGCCACCGUGAGCCAGCAACGCUGAGUUCCCGUGGGCCACUG
This is a messenger RNA of Cuculus canorus (common cuckoo), 6861 nucleotides long. RefSeq names its product spermatogenesis associated serine rich 2 (gene SPATS2). NCBI's taxonomy places the organism in Eukaryota, Metazoa, Chordata, Aves, Cuculiformes, Cuculidae. Bases 4321 to 5940 code for a protein of 539 amino acids. The transcript is spliced from 13 exons. The record is from RefSeq and is a predicted model, not a curated record. Gene Ontology annotation, molecular function: protein binding. Gene Ontology annotation, cellular component: cytoplasm.